This is a messenger RNA of Nelumbo nucifera (sacred lotus), 2167 nucleotides long. Its product is annotated as putative carboxylesterase 11. The record is from RefSeq and is a predicted model, not a curated record. NCBI's taxonomy places the organism in Eukaryota, Viridiplantae, Streptophyta, Magnoliopsida, Proteales, Nelumbonaceae. Gene Ontology annotation, molecular function: hydrolase activity.
GGAGUGAAGGAAGGAUAACGAUUACGAAUGAACCUCGACACGGCUCCAAGUGUUUUUCAACUGCGCAUAUUAGUAAGCCCGCCACGACUGUACAAUCCAUUGUCCUGUCUGAUCGAGAAACAGAGUCGAGAGAGGAGAGACCCAUCCCUUUCGAUUUAAUAAAAAUCGAAACCAUUUCUUGUCUCUCUCUCCUUUGCAGUUCCUCCGCACGCCAUUGACAAAUAUUGAAUUGAACCGGUCUCCACCAUCUUCAUCUUGUUUGAAAAACAAAAUCUGUUUUCAUUGCCAUAAAUGUAACCUCGGAGGAGAAGAAGAAGAAGAUAAUUGUAAUUCGUAAAUUGUAUCUCUCUCCUGUCUGCACUCUGGCUUCUGCAAGCAACAGAGAGGGGAGAGAGAGAGAGAAAGAAAUGCCAAGCGUUGCUGUAAAGCUCUACAGUGUAUUCUUUAAAUUCCUACUGAAACACCGUUUGCAGAAACGAACUCAAAGUACAUUUGAUGAUAACAAUCCUUUCGGCGUCACGUCCCGACCUGAAGACCCCGUCGCCGCUGCUAAUCCUUCCUUUACCGAUGGCGUUGCCACCAAGGACAUACACAUAGAUGCCUUCACCUCCCUCUCCGUUCGAAUUUUCCUCCCCGACACCUGCCUCGCCGCCGCUGAUUCUGAAUCUCAUUGCAAUUCUAGGGCUAGGGCUAGGACCUCUUGCAGAUCGUCAGACCUCGAUUCGACAUCUGCCGCUCUCGGUGCAAAUCCCAACCUCCAGAACCUUCGUCGUAGCAGCUAUGGCGUUCCUGGGACGCCCAAAACCUAUUACCCGAAUCGUAGGAACAGCUAUAGUAGCAGCAUCGAUGCUGGGAGCUUGAAUUCUAAGCAUGAGACUGCUUCUUAUAGAGGUUACUCCCCGUCCCUAGAGAAUGACCACCAGACCUGUCGGAAGUUGCCUAUCAUGCUGCAAUUUCACGGUGGCGGAUUUGUUGCGGGGAGUAAAGAUUCCACGGCCAAUGAUUACUUUUGUAGACGGAUCGCCAAGUUGUGUGAUGUAAUUGUCAUCGCCGUCGGCUAUAGGCUUGCGCCAGAGAAUCGUUAUCCGGCUGCAUUUGAGGACGGGUUGAAAGUUUUGAACUGGUUAGGGAAGCAGGCAAAUCUGGCGGAGUGUAGUAAGUUUCUUGGUAGCACACGGGGUGGUGGCGGUUCGGAUCUCAGGAGAUCUGAUAUCUAUCUGCACAUUACUGAUACAUUUGGGGCAUCAAUGGUGGAGCCUUGGUUGGCUGCCCAUGGAGAUCCUUCCAGAUGUGUUCUCCUAGGUGUAAGCUGUGGAGCAAACAUCGCAGACUAUGUGGCUCGGAAGGCUGUGGAGGCGGGCAAACGUCUAGAUCCUGUUAAGGUGGUGGCACAGGUCUUGAUGUACCCUUUCUUUAUUGGGAGUGUUCCAACUCAUUCAGAGAUAAAGUUGGCAAACUCUUAUUUCUAUGACAAAGCCAUGUGCUUACUUGCAUGGAAGCUUUUCCUACCUGAGGAGGAGUUUAGUCUGGAUCAUCCAGCGGCCAAUCCUCUCAUCCCGGGGAGGGAACUACCACUAAAGCAUAUGCCUCCAACACUAACAGUGGUGGCAGAACAUGACUGGAUGCGGGAUCGUGCCAUUGCAUACUCAGAGGAGCUUAGGAAAGUUAAUGUGGAUGCACCUGUUCUUGAGUACAAGGAUGCCGUUCAUGAGUUUGCAACACUUGACAUGCUCCUCAAGACCCCACAAGCCCAGGUCUGUGCUGAGGAUAUUGCAAUCUGGGUGAAGAAGUAUAUCUCAGUUAGAGGCCACGAGUUCUCUUAUUAGUUAGGUGAAAGAAAGGCCAGCAACAGCUGUAGCAGGAUUAACAAUUUUGUAUCAUUCAAAGGCCCCCGAACUUCUCCCACAACUCAGACUCCUUGUAACUUGGAUACGUGGUUCAUGCUAAUUUAGAGGAUUUAUUUGUAGGUGAUAUUUUACAUUUUUUCCUCCUUUUUGUAAGAUAGACAGUUUGUUUGAGAUCAAGAUAUAGUUUGGGCAAUGAGAUGCAUUUCUUCCCCUGUUGAACACUCUUUUUGUUCAUGUUCUUUCUUAUAUGUCCUUUUUCUCUGUGAGAUGUAUUAUUUAUGUGAUGAAUAUAAUCAAUCAAACGAGAUGCAUUCCUUUUC